AUGGCUGUGGGGAGUGCAGAUAAGCACGUCACCAGCGUUAGCGAGUCAGACACUUUGCAACCAGAGAUGGUUGAGAGAGAUGGAAGUGAUGGGAGAGAGAGUGGUGAGAGAGAGAGGACGGCUUCGGAGUUUAGCCCGCUUAUCUCCCAGGCACCCACUAUCUCCGAGACGAGGGCGUUAAAUCCGGCAGUACCUCAAACCAACCAUGCCUCUACUGAUAACCUGAAGGCUUCUCCAGAUGUGGAUGUGGCGUCUAUUAAUUCUUCUCAUUCAGAUAAAGACUGGCUUUCUCAUGUGAGUGGGUUACCCCUCUGGGCAUCGCCGCUUGUCAGAUUAUGCAUUUUAUUGUUUGUCGUUGGUUUGGGCGUAACCGUAUCUCAACCUUCAAUGGAAGUGAUAUACUAUAAAUUGGCAUGCCAGUCGCUUAUCAAAAAUAGCCAUGCUCCUCCUGCUGACCUUCGCUGUGACCCCGUACAAACCCAACAGAUUGUAUCGACGUAUGUCAUGUGGGAUAACAUCAUUGACCUGGCGGUGGCUUUAACUGUUUGUACCAAAGUCAGUACGCUUUCUGAUAUCCACGGCAGGAAACCGUUUCUUACGUUGUUUAUUGUGUUGACCACAGUGACUUAUUAUAUGCGUUACUUUUUCAUGUCGUCGUCUUCAGGGUUCCCCAUGUGGGGGUUAUGGACAGCUACUGCCGUGGGUUCGAGUUCUGGAGGUAUGGUGGCUUUCAUGGCCUUGUUUAAAGCGUACAUUACCGAUAUAACUGUGGCCCUGGAACGUGUCAAUGCCAUCAGUUACUGCCUUGUAUCGUUUUCCGUGGGCCAGAUCGGCGGGCCGUUGUUAUCUUCGCUUUUACUUACCCAUGCCAGAAAGAAGGAAUCACCUAUUCCCAAGAUCCCUCGAGUUUCUGACCCUGGCAUCUUGGCUCUGCUUGAUCCAGCCAACUUGGUUCCCAAAUCUGAGCUUAUCCCGCUUAAAGCCAGUUUGUUUGCAUUCACUUUGGCGUCAAUCUUCUGUUUUGUGCUUUUGCUCGAACUGAGAUCCCACAAGUCAAGAAUGAAGUCUAGAUCAGCGUCUGUGGUGCUGCUCCAAGCUCCUAGACCUCACUUACCCACCGUAUGGUCCAGAAUCUUCCACAGUUUCACCAGUUUCAUCGAACCGCUUCGUCUUCUUACGUUUCCCUCAGAACUACGCACAGAAGAAAACGCUUCCAAAUUCAAGAACAUCAGAAAGUGUGUUUUGCUUCUUGCCGUUACUGAGCUUCUUUUCGGAGUCAUCAUGGUUCUGUCCAUGAUCGUGGAACCCCAAUACUGUAUUUACAAGUUUAAAUGGGACUCAGUAACCAUAUCCAACUUUUCCAUUGCCAGAUCGUGUUCUGUCAUAUUCAGCUUGGCGGUGUUCUUGCCGCUUCUUUAUAAACACAUCUUCCCUCGUUUCAAGCUGUUACGUCCUGUUGCAAACACUUUUGACUCUGCAGAUGCUUUGGUCAUGGCUGGAGGCCUUUUGCUCUAUGCCUUUUGCCAUAUAGGUAAAGCUGUUUCCUCAAAUGGGUCUGUUUUCGUUGGUUUGGCCAUGGCUGGCUCUUUGGCUGGCGUUGUUGGUCCAGUGGCAGCAGCAGCACCAGUGAAGUUCUUUCCUGGUUCAAAGAUUGGUGAGUUCUACGGUGCCAUUGCACUCGCUCAAGGAAUCAUCAAUCUAGUUGCUCCUAUGAUUGUUACUAAAUUAUUCACUACAGGCGUGAAGAAAGGGUUCCCUGGCUUAUCGUAUGUGUUCACUUCGCUGACCUUGAUAAUCUGUUUUAGCUGUGUUGUCUUGGCUCGUUAUUUUGUAAGGGAAAGGCGCUCUGGUUCGCCUACAGUUUGA
Molecule: messenger RNA, 1866 nt
Organism: Candidozyma haemuli
Lineage: Eukaryota; Fungi; Ascomycota; Pichiomycetes; Serinales; Metschnikowiaceae
Exons: 1
Coding region: 1-1866 (621 amino acids)
Biological process (GO): transmembrane transport
Cellular component (GO): membrane
Molecular function (GO): transmembrane transporter activity
Source: RefSeq, a predicted model, not a curated record